Molecule: messenger RNA, 4435 nt
Organism: Myripristis murdjan (pinecone soldierfish)
Lineage: Eukaryota; Metazoa; Chordata; Actinopteri; Holocentriformes; Holocentridae
Gene: hapstr1a
Product: HUWE1 associated protein modifying stress responses a
Exons: 5
Coding region: 178-1038 (286 amino acids)
Source: RefSeq, a predicted model, not a curated record
CUAGGAAAAUAGUUUAGCGUCUCUUCACAGACGGUGGUGGUAGAGAUAUACAGUGUCGUGAAAUAGUGAAAACACUAAUCGUAUUCAUGAAUUUACUCACGUAUUUUUUUUACUUGAUCUAGUAGGCAUAUUUUUAUAACACUGAAGCUGUUAUUUACCGAAGUUUCGGUGCAGUAAAUGGAGGAGAAGAAGGAAGACGGAGACUCGGAGAUUCAGGAACACGGACCCGAGCAUUGGUUCUCAAAAUGGGAGCGGCAGUGUUUGGCCGAAGCGGAGCAAAGGGAACCGAACGAGGAGGAGGCCGAUAACGACCAGGACAAACUGUGGCACCUCUUCCAGAACUCUGCCACAGCUGUUGCACAAUUAUACAAAGACAGAGUAUGCCAUCAACAGGGCCUCUCACUGUGGGUGCCAUUUCAAAAUGCCGCUACAGCGGUUACCAAUCUCUAUAAAGAGAGUGUUGAGGCCCACCAGAGAGGCUUUGAUCUGGGCAUCCAGAUAGGUCACCAACGCCGUAAUAAGGAUGUGCUGGCUUGGGUAAAGAAGCGUCGGAGAACCAUCCGCAGGGAGGAUCUGAUCAGCUUCCUGUGUGGCAAAGCACCGCCUCCUAGGAGUAGCAGGGCCAACCCACGACUCGCCAUGGUGGCUUCUAGCCGGGCUAACUCGUCGUCCGAGACUGGCUCGUCUGUGGAGACAGACCUACAGCCCUUCAGGGAGGCCAUAGCACUACAUGGUUUAAGCGGAGCCAUGGCGAGUAUCAGCGUGCGUUCUGGCGCUCCAGGGUCUCCCACCCAUGUCAGCGGGGGCGGCGGCAGCAGUAGCGGAGGCGGUGCGGGCUCGGGACCAGUGUGCCGCAGCAGGCGUAACGGGCUCCACGAUGUGGACCUGAACACUUUCAUCUCCGAGGAGAUGGCACUGCAUCUGGACUCUACAGGCUCUGCCUCUGCAGGAGGGGGAGGGGCCAGGAAACGAAACUCCACCCAGUGCAGUGAUGUCAUCACAGACUCCCCCACUCACAAACGCAACAGGAUGAUCUGAUCUGCCGUACGGAGGGGAGGGGGGCUUCGGAGCCAAGGCUUGGAGGGGAGGUUGGGGUGGUGGACGGGCUUGAGACAGACGUGCAGAUGGACGGACAGACGCUGGGACGGUUGGCUAUGCAGAGAAUCUGGGCUGAAAAUAAAAAUGGGGUGGGAGGCUUUGCGUUUAGUCUAUUUAAAUGGUGGAUGACUCCUUUUUCCUUGUCUUCUUUCAUUGAUCUUUCACUAGAGGUCAGUGAUCUGAGGGUGCUUGUAGUGAGUGUAGUGGUGACAGAUCUGAAGGACGUCUCCCUGUCCUGAUGAGCUGAUUGACUGGAAAGGAGACAACGAAAAACACCACCAGUCCAUUCUGGGACGCAGAUCUUCUCAGAGGGGUGGAAAUGCACUGUGCUGCUUUACCAAGUAAAAGCCACUUGAUCCUUGACAAAUCUGUGCCCUUCACUCCCUUUACCUCCCUUGUCUUCACCCGCCCCCUUAAUAAGGAAAUGAGGGCCAUGAUCAAAUCGUCUCACUCAGUGAUUUUCAGUUUUUCGCCAAAUGUUGGAAGCAACUCUGUCGGAGACCCAUCUCUGCUUAAAAUGACCCACCUGUUCUUUCUGUUACCAUAAUCACAGCUCUCGCCUGUCAGUGCGGGAGUGAAUCCAGUAAGAGCACAUCUGCAGCAUCUUCCCAACUCAUCCACCUCCCAUAACCAGUUCUGUUACUCUGGCUACUCGACUGACAACUCAUAACUACCAAUAGCAGGCUAUUGAUGUUUUGAUGUUUAGACCAUUUUCUCUGCUAACUACUCUUCUUCAUCAGUGGUUAGAUUCAGUUUAGCCAGUCUCCCUUGUUUUUGUUUUGUUCUUCAACCACCAGUGUUAAAAUCUAGGUUUGUUGCCACUGUUUGCAGCAGUUACAGCCAAGUUUAUUUCACGUUCUCUCUACACCUUUUUUUGUGUUGUCGGUGUUAAUCGAAAGUAAAAGAAGUUUGUUGUCACAGCUUCUUGGACAUCGGCCUGUUUGCAGACUUCGUCUCCUCCUCCCCCCUUUUCCCCCUAGUCUUAUUACAGAAGCAGCUGCUGUUUUUAUGUGAUCGUGUGAUUAUUCUGAGAGUUGCAAUAAUGAUUUUUGCACUUCGCUUUCACUUUCAUGCAAACAAAUCAACUCUUCCAUUUGUAUCCCAGUUGUAGCUUCUUGAGCCCUAAGCAGGCCCACUUGUGGUCAAUACACAAAUUAAUUCAUGGUGGGUGCUCGGCAAAAAAAAGCCCAUUCAGUGACUAGAAACGGAGCCCACGCGCACACCUCUGGCUUCAGCACACAUCCUCAAAUGUUUCAUGUGUUGGAGCAUUUUCUGCACGUGGGCUCUUCUUGUAUUCAUCCAGCCCAAUGCAGACAACCCUAAUCCUUCCCUGCCUGCCUGCGGCAAAUGAUUUAACUUAUUGGAAGAUAAUCGGUGCUGUUGGAAAGCAUAAAUCACCGAAAUGUUCUUUAGCAGAGGCAGCGUCUAUGAACCCCAUACAAACCAGUGCACAUGAGCCACUCGAUAAUUCAGCUAGAGUGUUGGUUUGGGUGUUGGGACGCCGCCUGCUUUCUUUUCUUUCUUUUUUGUUUAAGGGGUGUGUGCAUUAUUGAGAUGUGGAUAGGUUUGAUUGUUGCUUGGUACAGGAGAGGAUUGAUGCAACUCGGGGCUUUUUUCAUUCUUGAAAUGGAUUUUGCCUUCCAUCCUUUUGUUAGGAAGAUCAGAGUAUGAGGCGCUGCAAUCACAAGUCAGAUUUUUUGGGUAUAUUUACAGACUGAAUAGUCAUAUUGUACAAAUUUGUGGCAUAUUUUUGGGUGUAAAAGCUCUCAAGUAUAGGAAUACAACAACAGGAUUUUAAAUUGAGCUUAACAUGAAAAGUUAUCAUGAAAUUUUUCAUUGAGGCUCUGGCCUAGUAGUAACACAGUAAGUUUUCACUGAGCUGAUCAGGAUGUGAAAAAUGUAAUAUUUGCAAGAGCUCCUGGAACUGACUCAUGAGAUGUCAGCGUCUCCUUCUCUGUUCUCCUAGAUUUUGCUGACUUGUUGACUCCCCUUCAUUUUUCUCACCUGGUUUUUCUUAUUUCUGUAAAGCAUGCCAGUUUCCAGCUUCUGUUGUAACAUUUUGGUCAAAGAUUUCAUGUCUGCGUCAGUUGGCUUUUGUAUUCAUACACGGUUGCUGGCUUGUCAGGACAAAAGAACAAACCAGCUUCGGUGCUGUCAGAAUGAAUAGUUUUUCUUUAUGCACAGUAGUGCAACCACUGCCUAAGAUAAAGAAAUGUAAUAAACCGGAUAUUGGAAAAUGAAGAUCUGAGGAGUGAGAUUAAUUUAGGUACAGAAAACCUCAUAACUGUGAAGGAGGGUCAAAAAGUAACUCAAAGAGUGGCUGUUUGGAUCUCAAACAGUAUAUCUUUUUACAGAAAUGUCUUUGGAUUUCUGGGUCGCUUCAGCGUUCACAAGUGCAGUACACAGUGAGACAUAGGAAGGAUCCAUGUUUCUUGAAUAGGAACUUGGCCCUAAAAAUUCCAGUUUGAACUCUGCAGCUUACUCAGUGGGGCUCAUGAAAGAGGAUGCUGUGUUGAGCAGACAGAGGGCUGGGGAUGUCUGGGUGAGCCGCAAAGACCAGCCUGUCAGCAGGGCUAUCUCAUCCACAUGCUCUACAUUAAUUCACAGGAAUCCAUUUUGAAUUUUUGGUUGUGUCUUCACCAGACACAUGGCACAUUGUGUUUUUGUGUCCAACAUUGCCUGCUAGUAUUGGUAGCAUUACUCAGUGAAACCAAGAGACAUGGUUAGAAGCAGAUUUGAUGAUUUCAAUAAAGGGAAACUAUAUACAUGUACACACACACACACACACACGUCAUGUGCCUGGUGAAAGCAACAUAACUAAAAUUCAAAAUAUCAAAGUGCCCCUUUAAACUGACCCCCUUCCUUGACUGAAGCCAGUCACAGGGUUGUGGUUUUGUAAAACUGACACCCCUUUGCCUCUUCUCAGUGUCCAUUUUAUGUGAAGGCUUCAUAGCAGAGGACAGGAUUGUGCCAUCUCUACAGUACCACUGUUCCCACCUGCAGCAUUGACCCCACUGACUAGGCUGUUAUAAUAGUGGGGGCACCGUCUUUUUUUUUUUUUUUUUUUUUUUUUCUUUCUCCCUAACCCACAACCAAUCACAGGACUUCAUCCACAUUGUUUAAAAGGCUGACUCAUGCCACGACUCUCUGGAGCCAACACUAUUAUCAGCUGUUUCUUGAUACUUAUUUGUUUAAAAGUAAUAAAUGGCUAAUCUAUAUACUUAACAUUUAGGUGUUGGUAUGAUAUAUGUGGUUCACAUUGUAAAAGAAAUAAUACAAAACCAUUGAAUUGCAAUUUGAUGUACUAUGUUUCAUUAAAAAAGGACAAUGUCACAGA